Microcebus murinus (gray mouse lemur) is the source of this 4020-nucleotide messenger RNA. Its product is annotated as protocadherin beta-4. Lineage: Eukaryota; Metazoa; Chordata; Mammalia; Primates; Cheirogaleidae. Gene Ontology annotation, molecular function: calcium ion binding. The record is from RefSeq and is a predicted model, not a curated record. Gene Ontology annotation, cellular component: plasma membrane. Gene Ontology annotation, biological process: homophilic cell-cell adhesion.
AAAUGCGCUUUGACUCGAAAACAUCAAUUUCUCAAUCUAGACACAGGGUGGCGCUGCAAGCUAAGAUUGUGAAUAAAGAACCCUCUACAGCUCGCGCGUAUUCUUUUGUGUAGCGAGAGACGCAAUCAAAAACACUCGCAAGAAGAUUUGCGAAGCAGUACGGGGUUACCAGCGGGCUUGGGCAGCGGUGCACUAACCGAAUUUAAGGUUAAAGGCAACUUUGUGACGAUUCUUCCAAGGAAGAAACUGGAAUUGAAUGUCUCAGGUCUUUUGUGGUUGCUGAAGGGAUUGGAUGUAAAGACCCAGAGCCCGACCUGGAGAAGCUAGAGAGAAUGCAUCCAAACAGGCAAGUGUGGGCGUUUAUUUUGAUAGCGUUCUUUUCUCAAGUUCGCUCCCAGCCUAUUCGUUAUUCUGUGCCCGAGGAAACAGAGAGUGGCUCCUUCGUAGCCCACCUGACCAAGGAUCUGGGCCUGCAAGCUGGGGAGCUGGGCGCCAGGUCGGCCCGGGUGGUGUCUGACGAUGACAAGCAGCCUUUGCAGCUGGAUCGUCAGACCGGAGAUUUGCUUCUGAAGGAGAAACUGGACCGGGAGGAGCUGUGCGGCCCCGCAGAGCCGUGUGUGCUGCACUUCCAAGUGCUCCUGGAAAUGCCGGUGCAGUUUUUUCAAGGAGAAUUAUCCAUCCAGGACAUAAAUGACCACUCUCCGGUAUUCCCUGAUAAGGAAGUGCUCUUGAAAAUGCCAGAAAACAGCCAGCCAGGGACUCUGUUUCCCUUGGUGUUAGCUCAGGACAUGGAUGUGGGUAGCAACGGUCUUCAACAGUACACAGUCAGCGCCAAUUCUCAUUUUCACAUUCUCACUCGAAAUGAUAGCGAGGGCAAGAAAUAUCCAGACUUGGUGCAGGACAGAGCGCUGGACCGAGAGGAGCAGCCCGAGUUCAGCUUAACCCUCACGGCGCUGGAUGGUGGGUCACCACCUCGGUCUGGGACGGUCAUGGUUCGAAUCUUGAUCAUGGAUGUCAAUGACAAUGCUCCUGAGUUUGUGCACACCCCAUACGAGGUGCAGGUCCUGGAAAACAGCCCCCUGGACUCCCCAGUUCUUAGUGUCACAGCUAGGGAUGCGGAUGCUGGAAACUUCGGGAGCGUUUCCUAUGGCUUGUUCCAAGCGCCAGAUGAAAUUAAACAGACUUUCUCAAUAAACGAAGUCACAGGAGAGAUCCGACUGAAAAAGAAAUUGGAUUUCGAAAAAAUUAAAUCUUACCGUGUGGAAAUUGAGGCCACAGAUGGAGGAGGCCUUUCUGGGAAAGGCACAGUACUCAUUCAGGUGGUGGAUGUGAAUGACAACGCCCCUGAGCUUAGCAUGUCUUCCCUCACCAGCUCCAUCCCAGAAAACGCUCCCGAGACUGUAGUCUCCAUCUUCCGAAUUCGAGAUAAAGAUUCCGGAGACAACGGAAAGAUGAUCUGCUCGAUUCCAGAUAAUUUGCCAUUCAUUCUAAAGCCAAUUUUCAAGAAUUUUUAUACCCUGGUAACAGAGAGACCGUUGGACAGAGAGAGCAGAGCCGAGUACAACAUCACCAUCACGGUCACGGACUUGGGGACACCCAGGCUGAAGACGGAGCACACCAUAACCGUGCUGGUCUCCGACGUCAACGACAACGCCCCCGCCUUCUCCCAACCCUCCUACACCCUGUUCGUCCCCGAGAACAACAGCCCCGCCCUGCACAUCGGCAGCGUCAGCGCCACAGACAGAGACUCGGGCGCCAACGCCCAGGUCACCUACUCGCUGCUGCCGCCCCGCGACCCGCACCUGCCGCUCGCCUCGCUGGUCUCCAUCAACGCGGACAACGGGCAGCUGUUCGCCCUGAGGUCGCUGGACUUCGAGGCCCUGCGGGCGUUCGAGUUCCGCGUGGGCGCCGCAGACCGAGGCUCCCCCGCGCUGCGCAGCGAGGCGCUGGUGCGCGUGGCGGUGCUGGACGACAACGACAACCCGCCCUUCGUGCUGUACCCGCCGCAGAACGGCUCGGCGCCCUGCACCGAGCUGCUGCCCAGGGCGGCAGAGGCCGGCUACCUGGUGAGCAAGGUGGUGGCGGUGGACGGCGACUCGGGCCAGAACGCCUGGCUGUCGUUCCAGCUGCUCAAGGCCACGGAGCCCGGGCUGUUCAGCGUGUGGCCGCACAACGGCGAGGUGCGCACCGCCAGGCCGCUGGGCGAGCGCGACGCGGCCAGGCACAGGCUGGUGGUGCUGGUGAGGGACAGUGGCGAGCCCGCGCUGUCUGCCAGCGUCACGCUGCACGUGCUGCUGGUGGACGGCUUCUCGCAGCCCUACCUGCCGCCGCCGGAAGCGGCCCCGGCCCAGGCCCAGGCCGACUCGCUCACCGUCUACCUGGUGGUGGCCUUGGCCGCGGUGUCGUCGCUCUUCCUGUUCUCGGUGCUGCUGUUCGUGGCGGUGCGGCUGUGCAGGAGGGACCGGGCGGCCUCGGGGGGUCGCUGCUCGGUGCCUGAGGGCCGCUUUCCGGGCCACCUGGUGGAUGUCAGCGGCGCGGGGACCCUGUCCCAGAGCUACCAGUAUGAGGUGUGUCUGACCGGAGGCUCUGGGACCAGUGAGUUCAAGUUCCUGAAACCCAUUAUCCCCAAUUUCCUUGCUCAGGGUCCAGAGAGGGUUAGUGAGGCAAACCCCAGCGUCAGGAAUAGCUUUGAAUUCAGUUAAGUGUUAAUUAGGGUCUCCUGAGCCUAGUUCUGUUAAUUUGUGGAAAGUCCUUUUUUUUACUGCUUUGUCUGAAGAUGUCUCUUCUGGUCUGGUUCAAGGCACCUAGGAGUACUGGAGCUAAAUUCCAAUUCCAGGAAUAGCUUAGGUUUCAUUAACAGAAGAAUCCGAAAGUAGUUUUUUGUCCCUGAAUGUUUUCUUCUUUAAUCAAAAAACUUUAGAUGAUAGAACAUUUUGUUUAUAUAUUGAUUAUCCUUUCUAUGUAGUUAGUUUCUAAUUCAUGCAUACUUUUCUUUUUUCUUCUGCUUCCUGGUUUACCAACACAGUCUUCAUGGCUCCUUUUCUUUUUCUAAUAGAGGAGCAAAAAUAAAUUCAUUAUCUUUUAAUGGUGAUUUCAAAUAGUUUUUAAGUAUCUCAUUUCAAAUUCUAUAUUUUACAGCAACGUAGAGUUCCAACCCACCAAUUUUAUAAUUUUCCAACCCACCAAUUUUAUAAUUUACCUUGUUGAAUAUGUUCAUAUAAUGUGCUUUACAAUAUUCCUAAAGCAGCUUUUUCUAUGACUAAUGAAGUUUGAGGAUAGAUAAGAAUGUGUUUUCUUUAAGAUAAUAGGAAUGUACCAUCUUUUGAGGAGUACCCAAAUGAAAGUAAUACAUUUAGUUCAAUUUCUAUGUUGACACUUGCAAUUAAUGUUUCAAUAUUGUAUAUGCUUGUAUUGGCCCAAAAUAGAUAAAAAAUAUAGAGUAAUAUGGCAAAAUACUCUUAGGUUUGCCUAAAGUGCUUUCUUGAUGACUGAGGGAAAAAAUUUAACUUUAUACCAUCUUAAACAACUGGUUGUUCAUUUCUGGUUGACACAAAAGCAUUGUUUAAUAAGGCAUCUGGUGUGAUGAAAAUUUGUUUUGUAAAUUCUGAGAAGUAAAUGUUGUAAACUUGAGGGCCAUUUCUUUUUAAUUUCAAGAAAGCACAUGGAUAUAUGAUCUAUGAAUGCUGUAUGGCAAAAGUACUGUCCCACCCAGUCCUACUUUAUUAUUAAUACCUACUUGCCAUUUGCAUGGUGAUAUAGGAGGGAAAUAUUAUAUUUUUUCCUGUUCACUUCUUCAGAUUUCAACCUGACAUGAUUCAGGAUUAUAUAUGGUCCUACUGGGAUACAAAUUGUCCAUCCAUAUCAGCAUUCCACCUCCUACAAUGUAAUUAAAAGAAAAUGUACAAGAAUAGAAAGGUCUAAAAAGGAAAGGGCAAUAUCAUUGUGAAAAUCUAAAUUUACAACUAAGAAUAAAAUCUGGAAGCAACAAAAACAUCAAAUUUUAUGACUAUUUUGAGUAAA